AUGCGUACCAUCAACGACUUCAUAUGGUCCGUGGUCCUCCAGCAAAACGAUCCCUCCGACCGAAAGCCAGUAGAUUCUGUCCACACUUACAUUGUGGAGUUCGAUGGAGCCGCAGGGAUCGAAUGGGGCAAUAACAUUAAUGUUAGUUCGUUAUAUCUAAAGGGGGUAGAAGGGGACGUGAAAACGCAAUUCACGGGCCUUAUGUACCAUGAGAUGACCCAUGUUUUUCAAUGGGAUGGUGAGGGUACUGCGCCUUCAGGGUUGAUAGAAGGGAUAGCAGAUUAUACAAUAUUGAAAGUGUACGACAAUCCAUACGGUUUUGCAAAUCCAGGAGAUGGGGAUAGUUGGGACCAAGGGUACACUGUCACAGCCCGGUUUCUCGAGUUCUGUGAUGGGAUCGUCCCGGCGUUCGUAGCAAAACUUAAUAAGAAGAUGAGGUUUACUUAUGAUGUUAAGUAUUUUGAAAACUUGACUGGAAAAUCCGUUGAUCAACUAUGGAAGGAGUAUAAGGCCAAAUAUGGACAUUAA
This is a messenger RNA of Cynara cardunculus var. scolymus (artichoke), 528 nucleotides long. RefSeq lists its product as uncharacterized. NCBI's taxonomy places the organism in Eukaryota, Viridiplantae, Streptophyta, Magnoliopsida, Asterales, Asteraceae. The record is from RefSeq and is a predicted model, not a curated record. The transcript has a single exon. The coding region runs from base 1 to 528 and encodes 175 amino acids.